Megalobrama amblycephala (Wuchang bream) is the source of this 2682-nucleotide messenger RNA. Its product is annotated as tubulin epsilon and delta complex protein 2. The transcript is spliced from 10 exons. The record is from RefSeq and is a predicted model, not a curated record. The coding region runs from base 227 to 1534 and encodes 435 amino acids. NCBI's taxonomy places the organism in Eukaryota, Metazoa, Chordata, Actinopteri, Cypriniformes, Xenocyprididae.
UCGCGAUAUUUCAGUCGAGCUGGCGUUUGUGAGAAGUGAGUCUCGCCGAGCUCGGAAGUUUGACGCAGAAUUUUCCCUGUUUGUCGGACUUUAUUUUGACAGUCUGAGUUAAAUACGAUUCAUUUAAAUCACUCAACGAGCUUAAGAAACAUAAAGGAUGGAUAAAGGAAAGUGAAAGCUGUGUUUUUAGACACCAACGUACGCUUCCGUGCGGAUAUUGAGCAGCAUGUCUCUUCAUGCUGUUGAAGAAGCUGUCAAGAUGUGCAAAGCUGAAGAAUCAAGACUCACUGAAAACAUCAGGCAGUGCAAGGAGAUUUUGCUCUCAAUGAGAACACGUGUGAAAGAAACCAGUGAGUUGGAAACUGCUUCAGCCAUCAGUACUGAAGAUGAUAUUCCACCUGAAGAAAAACAAGAAAUUGAAUUGUUGGAGCUGGUUUUAAAAAAAGCGCUGAAAAUCCGCAGCACAUCUGAGGGUCAUAAAGAACUUCACGCUGACAGCAACCAAAAAAUACAGAAAAAUAAAGCACUCAUUAAUUAUACUGUUAAAGAAGGAGAUAAAAGAAAACCAGUGAAAUCUUUCCCCCCCUCGGAGACGUGCAAAAAACCCAAUCAUCACAGACGAGCAGCCGGAGGGAACGUGUCCCACGGGUCCGUUCUCGUCCGGAAAGGACCGACUGGAGACAAAGGAAGGCCGACAGUCCCAAAGAGCGCUCCAGGGAAGAUCUGCUCCGCAGGAUCCCAGCAGAAGAUGUGUGUCAAAGCCACUAAUGCUAAACAGUCUUCCCCAUCGGUCUCCUGCCAAGAUGGGAAAUUCACAACAGGAAAUGUGCAGUCUAAUGCACAAUGGAUAUCGUCUCCUUUGUUACCAGUCUGGCGAGCACAGAGAACAAAGCAGAUCCGAUUGUGGAAAAAAGUAUUGAGCCAGCAAUCAAAGCCCGUACCAGAGAGAGCUCAAUUUACUGAGAGACUGCAGGGAACUUUCCCAUCAGAAUGGCCUUCCAGAUGUCCUGCUGAUAUCACAACAGAUCUGGACGUGCUUUCACAGCGUUGUCUUGACCUGACGCACAGUUUCCAAGCUGAGCAGAGCUGCUCCACAGACUCGGACUCAGGGACAUCACAUGAGAGAGAAUAUGAGUCCUUGCGGAUGCUGGAGGGUUUGGAGAGGAUGACGGCAGAACUUCCUACAUGUGCUGAUCAGCUGAAGAAAGACUGGGAGAGGUGGGAUAAGAGGAGCUCUGGAGCUUUCUGUCCCAUCCGGAGGAGAGGUGAAUGGGGUGACCCCAUAUCCUGUCUGCCGCCCAUCCUGUCAUACAACAGUGAGGCUGAACUGAGAGAGCUGGAAAGCCGAAGGCUCAGAGUAGAACAACUUCAGCAGGCCGUUCAUCUUCAAAAGGCAAUGUCCGAUAACCUUGUGUCUUUCUGGGACUCUCAUUCCGGUAACGAGCAACCGAGUGCCGUGGUUCUGCGUGGUCUGUACUCGCUGCUGGCGGAGGGAGGGGUUCAGUUCCCGUCACUGGUUUUGGAUUCAGAGUGAGAUUGAGCAAAAACAAGACUGAAUUUCAGGGUCAGUUCACAAAAUUCCUUGAAGCACAGCUGGGAAGUGUUCCACACAAAACUGUUCUCCAGAACUCUUAUUCUGAGAGAAACUCUUUGCGUUUCAGCACUAAGCGUGUUCGCUUUGUGCAUUUGCCUCGGAUAUUUAACAAAGUUUUGAUCAGUCACACGACUGGAGACGUGAUCAGCGAGUGCAGCUGCUGCUAAAAAACACAAAUAAAGCUUCCAGCUGAUGACUCUCAUCAUCCAUGAGUCAGGAUUUCAUUUCAUUGUCAUACUCCUCCAUCCCACAUCUGUCACUGAGUGGCAAAAGUUUAUUUGGCUCUCUGAUGAGUUCUUCCUGUUUGCAUUCAUUACUCUGAGCCUCAACGUGCCAAACCGCCGGCAUCUUUUGAAUACCAAUACCGUGCGUCCUUGUGAGGCCUGUGGUGUUGUGUUUUGCCAGCAGAGGGUGAUGUGUUCUUGAUGCUGUCCUGAACAUCUUCCAGAGUCUCUAUUGACAGCAUCUGUGGCAUGACGUCUGUUAGGACUGAAAGUAAUUUAAACUCAUCCCUCACUUUAUAAAAGCAAACAAUGAUUGUGUUUAUGCUCUAAUGCACUAGUAAUGGAUGUCUAGACGUUUCCGAGCCCCAUCACGAAUUCAAAAAUGUGUUAUUCGAUCUAUAAAGUGUCUAAAUCGCCCCUCUGGGUGUUACUGACGCAAGUACUGUUUGGAUUUGUGUCUGUGUAAACAGUCUAGGAUAAUAUCCUUGUACAUAUAGGCCAAUGUGAAAGUUUUAUCUCACAUCAUCAGAACAGGAAUUAUUGGAUAUAACUUUGCACAGAGAGUGUUUUUUGAUAAGAUUAGCAAGUUUUGUUCUAUAUUUCUGAACCCGUGUGUAUUUUAAUGUUUAUUCCGGUGCAUUGCCUUGCCCUAUAUAGAAUUGUUAGUGCAUUAGCAUAAAUGUGUCCAUUGAGUACCUCAGGGAUGACGUGCUUUUGUAUGCAAAACCCAGAAGUGUGUUAGCAUUUUAGGACUUCCGGUUCCAUCGCCCCGAAGUCUAUGGGUUUUUUGAAUGGGUUUUUGCUAAAUCGCCUGAAAUAAGGUCUGAGGUAAACAAAGCCUUUUAAUAUUUUCAUGUUUUGAUC